Messenger RNA from Suillus discolor, 816 nucleotides. RefSeq lists its product as uncharacterized. Lineage: Eukaryota; Fungi; Basidiomycota; Agaricomycetes; Boletales; Suillaceae. The annotation marks the transcript as partial. The record is from RefSeq and is a predicted model, not a curated record. The transcript is spliced from 4 exons.
CAGCUGUCUACUUUCUAUCCUGGGGGCGUCAAAACGGCUGAUACUUUUCUAGUGGUUCCGAUAUCGAUCAUUCCAGGGGCCUUGGAUAUUUCCAACUCAGAUGGCAGCCUGAUGGCCCUUAUCUGCACCAGUAUGCCUUCUAGCAUGCGAUUGUCCUUAUUUUUGAUGCUCAAGUCGGUUUUUGAUGGCCUGGACAUUUCAAGGAUCAGACUGCUAUGUCUGUUUCUGAAGAAACCUUUUAGAUGCACACACUUCAGUCACUGGAAUCGCUAUGGACUAACGGGUCAUACUGCGCUGCAGGGUGUCCAUCCUCAUGACCUAGAGGCUGCUGGAGGGAGAAGAACUAACCUUAGACAGACUUUACCUUAUACAGGUGAGUCGGAAUUUGACUCCAACAAUUAUUUGUUGAUGGUCAAUCAGAUCUCACAUCACCUUCCCGAUGAGUAUAAGGUUCUGGUCAAGCUGGUAGACAUUCUGCCUAAUGCUGAGGGAUCUCUAGUCAGACAUUUCCUCUCAUUGGUGGUGAAUAUUAAUGUGUGCAUGGUGGCACAUAGGGAUGCCAAGGACUUUGAACUAUGCCUAGUGCUGGCAGUAGGGGAGUUCACUGGUGGUGGACUAGUGAUGAAAGAGCAGGGGCUAGUCGCAGAACUCAGGAAUGGGGACUUUGCGAUAUUCAGGUCAGGAGAAACUACUCAUUUCAAUUUGGAUUAUUUGGAUGGGAGGGCAUCUCUGGUGAUGCAUACUGAUGGUGGGUUUAAAACAUGGGAGAAAGAUCGAAAUGGUUGGAAAAAUCACUCCCACUUCACAUAUUUAUGA